AUGCCCCCACGAACGCCUUCCCAGCUCGCGACCGGGCAACGCACGAUCUCGAGCUUCUUCGCGAGCACGCCGAGCGCGCGCGCGUCGCACGCGACUGAGGUCAAGGAGAGAGAUGUUGUCGACACGGCGAGAGAUGAUUUCAAAGUUGCGAGACGCGCGCGGGACGACGACGACGACGAAUCCGUGUCGCCGAACGCGAAGAGACGCCGCGACGGUGGUGACAUUGAUUCAACAGAGGAUGCCGCGGUGGACGUGCCGGAUGUGAGACCGGCGUGUGAACGAAACGCGUCAGGACGUAGCGGAGCGAGGGAGGCGGAGUCGACGCUCGAGCGGUUGAAACCGUCGAGUCCGUCGACGCGCGCGCGAUUUGUGGCGAAACUCUCGCUCGAUCGACGACGGAGGGAUUUGGAACCGGAUAAGGAGAACGGUGGUGGAGAAGGGGGUAAGAGUGGGUCGGCGGCGCAGAAGAUGACGCCGUUAGAGCUGUCUGUGAAGGCGUUCAAGGCGAAAUAUCCCGGCACGCUGCUCAUGAUUGAAGUCGGGUACAAGUUUCAUUUUUACGGCGAUGACGCGCGAGAUGCGAGCAAGACGCUCGGGAUCUUCGCGUAUCAGUCGAGGAACUAUCUCACGGCGAGCGUGCCGGUGGUGCGAUUGAACGUGUACGUGCGGCGGUUGGUGAAGGCGGGUUUUCGCGUUGGUGUCGUGCGACAGACGGAGACGGCGGCGCUCAAGGCGAGCGGAGAGAGCGGGAGUGGGAAUAAGAGUGGAUUGUUCGAGAGGCAGCUUGUAGGGCUGUACACCAAGGCGACUUUAGAUGCGGGCGCGGCGCUGUCGGACGCCGGAGACGACGGGGAGAGACCAUCAGGGACGCAGGAGCGGUUGUCAAAUCACUUGCUGUGCGUCGCGGAGGAGCGCGUGGGUGGAUCGAAGGUGCGCAUUGGACUCGCGGCGAUCGAGACGAGCACCGGUGACGUGUUAAACGGAGAGUUCACGGACACGAUGCAACGUGCCGAGCUCGAAUCGAGGUUGCUAUGUAUUUCACCAGCGGAAAUCGUCAUCGUCGAACCGAUAAGUGAGCAGACGACGCGUCUGAUCAAGGCGCUGUAUGGCUCAGGCGCCGACGCAGCCCGCGUGGAGCAUUUGACACGGGACACGAUCGAGAGCGUAGAACUCACCGGCGCCAAGGCGGAACAAGCCUCUCCGCUAGUUCACACCGCUCUGCGCGCGGGUGCAAAAUAUCUCAGCGAUUUCGGACAGGCGGACAUUCUUCAGCUCGACGCGGCGUUUCGCCCGCUCGAGGGCGUCAAUGAAAUGAAACUGUCGCCGAACGUCUUGCGUCAACUUGAAGUGUUGACAUCAUCGGCCGGCGCGUACAAGGGUAGUUUACUAUGGUUGAUGAAUCACACCGCGACUGCGAUGGGCGGGCGGUUACUGAGACACUGGGUCAGCCAUCCGUUGCACUCAAAGGUUGCCAUCGAGAGGCGGCUCGACGCCGUCGAAGCGCUGCGCGAUUUGACUUCCUUUGAGGAAGGAGAUCUCGAUAAGCGGAACCACAGCACGUUUAACGGGCUCAAGAUGCAGUUGAAACAGCUUCCAGAUUUAGAUAGACAGCUUGCUCGCGUGUUUCACGGUACUGCGACUCCAUCGGAGUUCGUGAGCGCUCUCACGUCUCUGUCUAGAUUUGGCGAAGCAUGCGGCAAUAUGCGAGAAGGUGUCGAGGGCGACCUCACAUCGACGCUUCUUGUCGAGCUCAUCUCAGCCAUCGCCGACCCGUCGCUUCGUGUGUUGGCGGAAACGUUCAUGAGCGCGCUCAAUCUGGACGUAGCGUGCGUGGACAAGCCGUCCAAGACAAAGAUCGGGCUCUUCAAGGAUGAUCCGGAGCGCUUCCCCGAACUGAGCGCCACCGUCGCGGCGGUGAACGACGCGAAACAGGCGUUGGCGGAUUUACUCCCCGAGUUACGAAAGAAACUGGGAAUACCUCGCCUUGAGUACACCACUGUCGGCGGCGUCGGCGGCGGUGAGUGGUUGAUAGAGGUGCCUAUGGAUAAGUCAUGUCCGGUGACAUGGAUCAAGGUGAGCUCAAACAAGAGUAAAAAGGUGGUGCGUUACCACCCGCCCGAGGUCACGGAAGCCGUGGCGGCUCUGGAGCGCGCGAAUGAACGGCAUAUGAUGAGCGCGGACGCGGCUUGGAAGGAGUUCCUAUCGUCGUUUCGAGAAAAUUACGCCACGUUCAGAGCAGCGACGAGCUCCAUCGCCUCGCUCGACGCGUUGCACGCGUUGGCCAUCGUGGCGCGCAACGAUGGAUACGUCCGACCGGAGCUCGUGGAUGACACGGCUACGCCGGUGCUGUACUUUGAGGAAGGUCGCCACCCCGUGCUCGACGCGCAUCUUUUGGACAGCUUCGUGCCGAACGGAGUCGACCUGGCGGCGGAUCGCACACGAGCGCUCGUCAUCACGGGCCCAAAUAUGGGCGGCAAGAGCUGUUACAUUCGGCAGAUCGCUCUACUGAGCAUCAUGGCGCAGGUCGGAAGUUUCGUCCCGGCAAAGUGCGCGCGCCUCACGGUGCUUGACGCCGUUUAUACGCGCAUGGGCGCGAGCGAUAACCUCGCGAUGGGAUCGUCCACGUUUCUGGAGGAGAUGUCUGAGGCUUCAAACAUUCUCGAGGCAUGCACCCCCAAAUCGCUCGUCAUUAUGGACGAGCUCGGACGAGGGACUUCGACGCACGACGGCGUUGCCAUCGCGGCCGCGACACUUGAACACCUGGUGCGAGACGCUAAGUGCUUCACACUCUUCGUCACGCACUAUCCGUCAGUCGCGCGAGAUGUCGAGGCCAAGCACGCCGCCAACUGCGCCUCGUGCUUCACCUCCUACGUCGAGCUCCCAGGUUCAUCGGAUGACGUCCCGAGGAUCCAAUUCCUGUACAAAAUCACACCCGGUGUUGCCCACCGAUCAUUUGGGCUCAACGUUGCCCGCAUGGCCGGUCUACCGACCGAGGUCAUUCAGAGCGCGAGCGUCAAGGCGUCCGAAUUGGAAAUUGCCGUCGCGCGUCGCGCGCUCGCCCGCCGCGGAACCUUCGACGACGUCACGGCAAAGACCAUCACCGACGCCGCAACCGCCGCCUUAGCAUCCAUCACCCGCGAACACGACCUCACCACCUCGCGCGCGAACGCGCUCCGUGCUUUAGAGUAG
Molecule: messenger RNA, 3189 nt
Organism: Ostreococcus tauri
Lineage: Eukaryota; Viridiplantae; Chlorophyta; Mamiellophyceae; Mamiellales; Bathycoccaceae
Product: DNA mismatch repair protein MutS-like,N-terminal
Exons: 1
Coding region: 1-3189 (1062 amino acids)
Biological process (GO): mismatch repair; mitotic recombination
Cellular component (GO): nucleus
Molecular function (GO): ATP-dependent DNA damage sensor activity; mismatched DNA binding; ATP binding
Source: RefSeq, a predicted model, not a curated record